AUGCAGGUCCCGGUGUUGGUGUCGACCUUCGCCCUCCUGGCACCCUUUGUGUCGGCCAGUUCGAAUCUCGCCUACUGCGCCUCCGAUAACACAGGCUCUUCUUUCUCAUCCGUUACGAGCACCUUCCAGUCCAACGGUGCAUGUCUGACUACCUGUGCCAACUACGCCUUGGGAAUUAUCCAAGGCAAGAAAUGCUGGUGCUCCAAUGUCGCCCCAUCCAAGAGCUCGCAGACCGAUACUUCAGACUGUGAUACGUCAUGCCCGGGCUACCCAGCUGAUAGCUGUGGAAGUGCCUCCAAAGGGGUGUUCGCCUAUGUCUCGGUCUUAGGAAAUUCAGUGACCAGUACAGCGGGCGGCUCGUCGUCAACAAGCAGUACUUCCUCCUCAAGCUCGGAGAGUACAACCGCUAAGCCAUCGCCUGAAACUGUCACUGUGACUGCCUCGGAACCUUCCAAGGCUUCGCAAACUUCUACUACCUCGCAAUCGAGUACCACUACCUCAGGCAGUGUCACAUUCGAAACCAACUCCGGCGGCCAGGUCAAGACUAUCACUGUCUCAGAUCCGACUUCCACUUCUGGCGCUAGUGCUGGUGCUGACUCGGCAUCGGCUGACGCCAGUGCUGCUGGCGAAUCCAAGCUCAGUGGUGGAUCUAUUGCCGGUGUUGUAAUCGGUGUUCUUGGUGGACUCGCCCUGAUCGGGGCUCUCGUCUUCAUGAUCUUCUUCUACCGCAAGCGUGCUCGUUCCGUCAGCCCGAUCCCGAGCCAGGACAUGGCCGACAAUCGCGACAGCAGAGGAUCCAGCUUCGGGUGGCCACAGGGCGCUGAUGCUGCUGCUGGUGGCGCUGUCCCUGGACGGUCAGCAACAUUCACUGACCGACGCAUGAAGCCCAAUGCGGUUCUCUACCCGAACGGUCCCCGCGAUAGCAGUGUCUCGCUGCAAGAUAACGAAGACUACUCACGGCCUGUUCUUCGUCUCACCAACCCCGAUUAA
Messenger RNA from Penicillium arizonense, 990 nucleotides. RefSeq lists its product as uncharacterized. NCBI's taxonomy places the organism in Eukaryota, Fungi, Ascomycota, Eurotiomycetes, Eurotiales, Aspergillaceae. The transcript is spliced from 5 exons. The record is from RefSeq and is a predicted model, not a curated record. Bases 1 to 990 code for a protein of 329 amino acids.